Messenger RNA from Camelus dromedarius (Arabian camel), 11745 nucleotides. It is a transcript of the gene WDR73, whose product is annotated as WD repeat domain 73. The record is from RefSeq and is a predicted model, not a curated record. The transcript has 10 exons. Lineage: Eukaryota; Metazoa; Chordata; Mammalia; Artiodactyla; Camelidae. Gene Ontology annotation, cellular component: cytosol; spindle pole. Gene Ontology annotation, biological process: cytoplasmic microtubule organization. The coding region runs from base 22 to 1134 and encodes 370 amino acids. Gene Ontology annotation, molecular function: protein binding.
GUACCGGAAGCGACAGUUGCCAUGGAGUCCGCGGAGGACUGGCUGGUGGAAUCCUUGCGCUUGUACCAGGAUUUCCAUGCAUUCGACCUCUCGGGAGCCACUCGAGUCCUUGAAUGGAUGGGCGACAAAGGAAUCUUGGUUGCUGGCUAUGAAAGCCUGAAAAAAAAUGAGAUUCUUCAUCUGAUAUUACCUCUUAGACUUUCUGUAAAAGAAAACCAGGGCUUAUUUCCAGAAAGAGAUUUCAAGGUACGCCAUGGAGGAUUUUCAGACAGAUCUGUCUUUGCUCUGAAGCACGUGCCAGACACCAGGUUGCUGGUGACCAGUGGCCUUCCCGGUUGUUACCUGCAGGUGUGGCAGGUCGCAGAGGACACUGAUGUCAUUAAAGCUGUUAGCACCAUUGACGUGCAUGAGACUGAGGGGAGCCUCUGGUCCAGGGUGGCCAUCUUCUCAUCAGCGGCGCCCGGAGUCCUGCACGGUGUGAGGCUCAGCAGUCUGAAGGUGGUGGACCUGGAGUCACAGAAGACCACGUACACCUCAGGUGUCGGUGACAGCGAGUUGCUGAGUAGCCUGCAGGUCCUGGACGCAGACACCUUUGCCUUCUGCUGCACCUCGGGCCGCCUAGGGCUCGUCGACACCCGCCAGAAGUGGGCACCGGCAGAGUACCUCGGCCCCAGCCCCGGGUCCGCGGGAGGGAGGUGGUGUGCAGCAGCUGGGGGCCGGGGCCCUGGGCCCAGCAUUGCCAGCCUUGGCUCAGAUGGGCAGCUCUGCCUUCUGGACCCCCGGGAUCUCUGCCAUCCUGUGAGCUCAGUCCAGUGCCCAGUGUCCACGCCUAGCCCGGACCCAGAGCUGCUGCAAGUGACUUGGGCUCCAGGCCUGGACCUCUGCUUGGCCAUUUCAGGUUUUGAUGGGACGGUCCAGGUCUAUGACGUCACAUCUUGGGAUGGAAUGUGGGGCCGAGUAGAUCCUCUCUUCACUCACAGAGGUCAUAUCUUCCUAGAUGACAAUGGAGUAGACACUGCUCCACUAGUCACCACCCAUACCUGGCACCCAGACAAACCAAGGACCCUGUUAUCGGCAGCGAGUGAUGCCUCUCUGCACGUGUGGGACUGGGUAGACCUCCGUGCUUCCUGCUGACACCAGCAUCUUUCAGCCCAGGCCUGAGGAAGAGGAAGGGCUGCUGUACAGCAAGGAUGCUGAUUUAGGAUUCAGCUGACCACAGGGCCCUGUUACCAGCUGAGUGGCCAUGGGCAAGUCAACCAGCCUCUCUGCCCCAGUUUCUUUAUUUGUAAAAUGAGAAUGGUAAUAACUGCCUCGCAGGGUUGUUAGGAAAGCUGGAAGUAAUGUAUUAAAGGGUAACUGAUGGGCUACAAGGCACAGUCAGUAUUUGGUAGCUGCUGUUACAUCUGGGAGCCACACUUCCCCCUCGGUGUCAGACGGCAGUGUCUGACUCUGUCCGCAUUCACAGUGUCACAGUGACACUCUAGAGAGAUGUUGAAUGUAAACAGGUUUUGUGAACUUUUUUACAGAAUGAAAAAUGUAUAAGGGCAAAUAAACAUGAAAAAAAAGUUAAUCCCAGUAGCAGUGAAGGAAAUAGCAAUUAAAACAAGAUGAUACCAUUUCUGCCUACUAAACUGCCAAAUUUCAAUACACUUGCUUUGAGCAGCUGAGAGAGGUUACAUGGCACACAGUUCAGAGCAGCUUGGCUCUUCGUCCCAGCUGCAUGCUGUACCAGUGUUCAGCUGAACCAUGGUUACAUGUCCAGGUUCCUGUCAAAUGGCAAUUAGAAUUUUCUAAUUUUCUGCAGUCACAAGGAGUGUGAGCAGAUUUAUAUCCAUGAACAAUAUGUCUGUAGGAUACAUUUCUAAAACUAAGAUUGCUAAGGCAGAAACUGUGUGCGGUUUUAGGCUUUAUAAGUACUGUCCAAGUGCCUCCGUAGAGAUCGUGCCCCUUUGUGAUAGCGACAGUGAUGGCAGGCCUGUUUCUCUCCUCUCUCCAGCAGUCUUCUUAGUGGCUUUUUGACCUUUGCCGGUCUGAUAAAUGAAAAAUCAUUAUUUGUACCUUUUAGUCUGCAUUUCUCUUAUGUGAGAAGUUGAGACUCUUCCUUUAUUUAAAAGUUUGGGAGCAACUGUGUUUCAAGGUGAUAACAGUCGGGGUCGGGAGCCAGGCAUUCUCCUCAGUACUACCUGAGGCCCCGGGAGUUCAGGCAGAGACUGGCCGCCCUCCUCUCGGGUGGGUCUCAACAUACAGUUAAUUUUGAAAAUACAUAUGCAUUGAUUCAGAUAAACUUUUUUUAGUAGGAAAUCCUGAAUUAUCCAAAAAGAAAGAGAAACUGUUCAAGGAGUAACACCAGAAAGGAUAUUGGGGGGUGGGACAAUUAUGUAAAUACAUUUUUUUCAAAUUUUUAAAGAACAGAAAAUUCCUAUGCUGUAGAGACUAUUUCAUAUUUAAAAAUCUAGAAAAUCACUUUAUGAAGGUACUAUAAUUAAAAUACCAAAACUUGGCCAAGAAACUGUGUGCUCACUCACUCACACAGUCUCUCAGGCUUGGGUAUUCAUACUAGACCAUGGCCCUCAAGACUAUCAGCCCAGCAUUCCUUUUAUAACCAAUAUUUUGAACACCCCCUUUACUAACCGGAAAUAGAAUUUCACAGGAAACAUUCACUAUUUGAAAACCUAAUAUCAAAAUCACUAUAAAAUACAAGGAAAUAAAAUACAAAAGUUUAUGCAUUUCAGUAUAUUAAUGUUCAUUCUUUUGCAUAACGAGGUAAUCAGAUGCUUGCACUGUAUGUAGUAAAGUCAAGAGCAGGGCAUAGACCCAUACAGGUGUGCUGUAGUCAUGAGCCACACACCAAAGAGUCAGUGACAUGAUUUUUCUCAACUGGUGAACAACUCUUUGGAAAGUUCUAAAUAUAAGAAUGUACUGUUUUCUUCAGCUUUAUACAGUAGUUGUGUUUCUGGGAAAUUCAAGUAUAUUAAACCUGUGCAAAACUUUCCUCCUGUACAUGUAAAGUUAGGUUCUAGGCUCACGUAAUUAUAAACAGGUUUCCCCCUACAUCAGGGGUUCUCAAACUUUAAUGGGCAUCAGAAUCACCUGGAGGACUGGUUAAAACACAGAUUGCUGGGCUCCACUCCCAGUUUCUGAUCAGUAACUGAGUGUUAGCCAGGGUUUAGUGCGAGAAGCAGACCAGUAGGAGUUAUUACACACACACUUGACCAGAGGGGAUUACUUGUGGGAGCUGGGCCAGCAGUCUCUGCAAGGCUGCUGUCUUCCCAUCCUCUGCUGGAGCUUGGCAGCUGGGAGGGAAGGGGUGAGCAAGGACCAGCUGGAACCUGUCAAUUCCUGUGGUCUCCAGUCUUGAUGCAGGUCACCUGUGAGAAAAGCCGGUCCCAUUCACCACGGAGCUAAACACGCCCCUGGCCUAGGGGUGGAAUAAGCUUAAGGAAGAUCUGGGGAAGAUGGAGUAGCCGCAGGCAGAUAAGCAACCACCCGCGUGAGUCACAGACGCACCUGCCCCGUCACCCAGCAGGAAACCACAAGGGCUGCGGCUUCCCUCCCACCCUCCGAGGCUCACUCAGAAGUGUCUCUCGUGGCCCCUUCUACCUGCAAACACACAGAGGAAUGACUUCUGGGGAAUGUGGUUCCACCUUGCCAAGUCACCACAUUAAAAGGCCACCUCAAGCUUGAGGGUGGGGCUUGAGAAUUCGCAUUUCGGUCAAGCUCCCAGGUGAUGCUCAUGCUGCAAGUCUGUGGACCGUGCUGAGAAUCACUGCCCUACAUGCGCGCCCGGCAGGACCGCCUCGGCCACUGCACUUCAUCUGUGUGCUGCAGAUUUAGUGACAACCACAAAUCCUCACCUCCAAUUUCCAAAGUGCUUCUUUGAGAACAGUCACAUUCCACAGGCAUGUGGAAAGUGGGGGUCUCUCAGCAGUUCCAGGAAGAUGCCCCAGAGAACCCCAAAGGGACCAAAAAGAAAAUCAGCUAUUCACCUUGACGUCAGCACAGGAUCCUCUCCAGUCCAGCUGUGAGUGGGGAGAGAGGAGACUCGGAAGCAUGGAACACAGAAAGUUCAGGAACUGUUUUGGCCUCACAAAGAUUCAAGUAUAAGAGAAAGACUAAGUGGCUAUUUGGAGAGGAUGAGAGAGGAGGAAGCAAGAAACCUAGCAAACAGCGAUGCAGAGAGGGUGAGUCAGUUUGGCGCAGCUCUUGCACGUGUGUGAACUCAGGAGGAUGUGUUCCAGAGCAGAAUAUGUCAAGAACUGAUUAUGGCUGUGUUGAAGAGAAGUGAAGGGAGAAGGUCGUGUCCUCUGAGGGUGGAGCAAAGUUAUCCAAGCAGUCUCUCAGCCACGCCAUCAGGACCUGUUGACUCGCCGGCUGGCCCCGGCAAGUGGCACCCAAACAGGGACCUGAAUUGGCGUUGUGGGCUGUGACGACCGCCGCCGAAAAAGAGAGGUGAGUACUCCGGAGUCUUCGUAUUAAGAAAUUAAAAUUAACAGAGAAACUGUUGUCGGCGGGGAGAGUAUAUCGAGAGUAAAAUGGGGCAAAGUAGUAGUAGGGGUUUAUUUGUACAAAUGUUAAAAAUGAUGCUACGAGAAAGGGGAAUUCAGGUUACUAAACAAAGACUGUAGCAAUUUUUAAUGUUCGUAGAAGAGGUCUGCCCUUGGUUUCCAGAACAAGGGACUGUAAAUUUGGAAACAUGGAAAAAGGUUGGGGUAAAGUUACAUGAUUUUUAUACAGCCCAUGGCCCCAAUAAAGUUCCAGCCGAUGCUUUUCCUCUUUGGCAAUUGAUUAGAGAUUGUUUAAAUCCUGCACCUGAAGGAGAAAAAAUGAGAAAUAUUAAAAGAGAAGAAAAAGAAAUAGAGUGUACUCCAUCUGCACCUCCAGAGCCUCUUGAUGAGGAGGUAAAAAAUGAUAAAUUGUCUGUUUCUCAGGGUUUGCCACCCGCUGACCCGUAUGACUCUGAGUUAGAUCCUGCAGAUCAAGCAAAAUUAGAAGAGCAAGCUGCUCGUUAUCAUCAUGAUGAUCCUUGGGGAAUUUUUCUUAAUGUAGAACAAAAUAAAUUUGACUUUUCUAAACUUAAGGAUUUAAUUACUGAUUGCAUACGACAAAAUAAAAUGGAAGAAAAGUCUAAUGUUAAUUCUUUACUUCCCCCUCCUUUGCCUCCACUUCCCAGUUAUUCUCCUUCUAUUAUUGCCGGCUUAGAUCCACCUCCAGUAAAUAAUAUUUUAACAACGUCUUCAGGAGAAAAGGCAACAAUGGAAAUUUUGAGUCUUCUACAAAAGGCUUUAUGGCAGGCUAAUAAAGAGGGAGAGGUUCUCCCCGGUUUUCAAACAAUGUACCCAGUUUUUGAGAAUGCUCAACAGCAACGCUAUUAUGAACCCAUACCUUUUAAACAGCUGAAAGAACUAAAGAUAGCCUGUGCCCAAUAUGGGCCUACAGCUCCUUUCACACAGGCUAUAAUAGAAUGUUUAGGAAAUCAGUUUUUGCCUCCUAAUGAUUGGAAGCAAGUAGCUCGAGCAUGCCUUUCAGGAGGUAAUUAUUUGCUCUGAAAAUCUGAGUUUUAUGAGAAUUGUGCUGCUACUGCUGCUCUUAACCAUCAGCAGAAUAUUCAAAUUUCUCUUAAAAUGAUGACAGGAGAGGGACAAUAUAAGGAUACUAAUUCUCAACUUACUUAUCUUCCCGGAGCUUAUCCUCAAAUAAAUGAAGCUGCCUUGAAGGCAUGGAAAAAAUUACCAAAUUCAGAAAAUAAGACUGAGGAUUUGUCAAAAGUGCGACAGGGUCCUGAUGAGCCUUAUCAGGACUUUGUUGCUCGACUAAUGGAAACAAUUGGGAAAAUUAUAGGAGAUGAACAGGCUGGUAUGGUAUUAGCAAAACAGCUGGCAUAUGAGAAUGCCAAUUCCGCUUGUCAAGCUGCUUUAAGGCCUUAUAAAAAAAAAGUGGGUUUAGCUGAUUAUAUUCGCAUUUGUGCUGACAUUGGACCCUCAUAUGUACAAGGGGUGGCCAUUGCCGCCGCCUUGCAAGGAAAAACUAUGAAAGAAAUUUUGUUUCAGCAAAAUAAAACAAAAAAGGGGUUCCAAGGAACCUCUCGAGUUGCCGGCCCACCUGGUAGUUGUUAUGCUUGUGGACAGAUGGGCCAUAAGGCGAAUCAAUGCCCGAGAAGAAGCCAGCAGCCUGUUGGACAAUCUACAUUAAUUACAGCUCCUGGGACAUGCCCAAAAUGUAAAAAAGGGAAACACUGGGCUAAAGAUUGUAGAUCUAAAACUGAUAUUAACGGUCAGCCUAUUAAUUCGGGAAACUGGGUGAGGGGCCAGCCCCAGGCCCCGAAACAAUGUUAUGGGGCCAUUCAGACUCCUCCAGGAGUCAGUCACAACCCAUUUCUUCCAGGGCAACUAUUACAGACCUCUUCAGAGCUACCGAAGGAAGCGCAGGAUUGGACCUCUGUGCCACCUCCUAUACAGUAUUAACUCCUGAAAUGGGAAUGCAAGCUUUACCUACAGGGAUUUACGGCCCUUUACCUUCUGGCACUAUGGGUCUCUUGUUAGGGCGGAGCAGUACUACUAUAAAAGGGCUACUAGUGGCCCCCGGAGUUAUUGAUGCUGAUUAUGAGGGAGAAAUUAAGGUGAUGGCUCAUUCGCCAAAAACCAUAACUGCUAUUCCAUCAGGUCAGAGAAUUGCUCAAUUAAUUCUAUUACCCACUUUACCUAUGGGAAAAAUUAAGUCUUAUAAAAUAAGAGGUACAUCAGGAUUUGGGUCCUCAGAUUUAUAUUGGGUUCAACAAAUCGGAAGUCAGCGCCCAGAGUUAUGUCUUGAGGUGCAAGGUAAAAACUUUAAAGGGUUUUAGAUACGGGGGCCGACAUAUCAGUUAUAGCUACACAUAAUUGGCCACGAACGUGGCCCAAACAGGUGGCCAUCUCUGCUUUACAAGGUAUAGGACAAACUCAUAAUCUGGAGUAGAGUUCUGCAAUUUUAACCUGGAAAGAUGCUGAAGGGCACUCAGGAACUUUUCAACCAUAUAUUCUGCCCGGUCUGCCAGUAAAUUUAUGGGGCAGAGAUGUUAUGUCACACAUGGGCAUUUUUCUCUAUAGUCCUAAUAAUAUUGUGGCUAAUCAGUUGUUCGCUCAGGGUUUGCUUCCCCAUGAAGGCCUAGGAAAAAACAAUCAAGGCAUUAAGCGUCCGAUAGAAGUACAAAUUAAGAACAAUAGAAAAGGAUUAGGGUAUUUUUAGCAGGGGCCUUUGACUGUCCUGCAACCCAUGCUGACCGGAUUAUUUGGAAAACUGACGAGUCAGUUUGGGUUGAUCAAUGGCCCCUCACUCAAGAAAAAAUUUUUGCCGCAGAACAAUUGGUGCAGGAACAAUUAGAUAGCGGACAUAUAGCUCCUUCUAAUUCACCUUGGAAUUCUCCUAUUUUUGUCAUCAAGAAAAAAUCAGGAAAAUGGAGAUUACUGCAGGACUUAAGAAAAGUGAAUGAAACCAUGGAGCUAAUGGGAGCAUUACAACCUGGACUCCCUAGCCCUAUGGCUAUACCCGAUGGGACUUAUAAAAUUAUUAUAAACCUGAAAGAUUGUUUCUAUACGAUUCCUUUACAUCCUGAUGAUUGUAAACAUUUUGCCUUCAGUGUCCCUUCUAAUAAUUUUAAGAAACCCAUGCGACGAUAUCAUUGGCUUGUUUUACCACAGGGUAUGGCUAACAGUCCUACCUUAUGUCAAAAAUUUGUUGCUACUGCUCUUAAUUCCACUCGAAAACGAUAUCCUGAUGUUUAUAUAAUACAUUAUAUGGAUGAUAUUUUAAUUGCACAUCAAAAUGAAAGAUUUCUUUUAACCGUGUUUGAUCAAAUGCUUCAAUCUUUGAAAAAAUGUGGUUUACAGAUAGCAGACGAAAAAAUUCAACGUUAUUGUCCCUAUGCUUACCUGGGGUUUCGUUUACAUAAACAUACAUUUCAGACUCAAAAAAUUCAAUUACAGAUGGAUUCAUUGCUCACACUUAAUGAUUUUCAAAAAUUAUUGGGAGAUAUAAAUUGGAUACGUUCUUAUUUAAAAUUAACUACUGGAAUGUUGAAACCUUUGUUUGAUAUAUUAAAAGGUGAUUCUGACCCACAAUCCCCUCGACAACUUACAGAGGAAGCUCGUGAAGCAUUACAUUUGGUUGAAGAUGCUAUUGAACAACAACAAAUUUCCUAUUGUGACUAUACUAAAGAAUGGGGGUUACUUAUCUUACCUACAGCCCAUAUGCCUACGGGGGUCUUAUAUCAAAAGUGCACCAAUGUUUUGGAUACAUAUGCAUACUUCUCCUUCUAAGGCUUUGGCUCCAUAUCCUGACUUAAUUUGUUCUCUUAUAGCGAAAGGACGUCGUACCUCUGUUCUUUAUCUAGGACGUGAACCUGCAUAUAUUUGUCUACCAUACACUACUGAGCAACAGACAUGGUUAAAACAAUUUAAUGACUCUUGGGCUAUUGCUUUGACUCAUUUUCCAGGAAAACUUACUACUCAUUACCCUGCUGACAAACUUAUUCAAUUUGCAAAAAUGCAUCCUUUUCUUUUUCCAAAAUGUACAGCUCUUACUCCUCUUCCGUCGGCUGUAAAUGUUUUUACAGAUGGUUCCUCUAAUGGCAUUGCUGCCUAUAAAAUUGAUGAUGAAAUUAUAUCCUGGAAUACUUCUCAAUCUUCAGCACAGGUGGUUGAGCUUCUGGCUGUGCAAGCUGCAUUGUUAGCAGUUCGAAAUUUACCUUGUAACUUGUUUUCUGACGGUCAAUACAUCGUUCAUGCUCUUCAAAUUUUAGAAACUGUCCCUUUUAUAGGCACCGUUAAUACUUACGUUAAUCAGUUGUUUUUCGAUAUACAGCAGCUCCUGCGAUCUCGUCGACAUCCUUGUUAUUUUGGGCAUCUUCGAGCUCAUACGAACCUUCCGGGCCCUUUAGCCUCUGGUAAUGCUCAAGUUGACGAUGCUACUCAAAUUUAUUCUCUUACAGCUUAUCAAUUGGCUCAACAGUCACAUUCCCUGCAUCAUCAAAAUAGUCAUAGUCUGCGUCUACAAUUUAAAAUUCCUCGUGAAGCUGCUCGCCAAAUUGUGAAAUCUUGCAUACGUUGCCCUCAAUUUACUUCUGUUCCUCAUUAUGGCGUAAAUCCUCGAGGGCUCCUUCCUAAUCAUCUAUGGCAAAUGGAUGUAACCCAUAUAAAAGAAUUUCGCAAUACCCCUUAUGUUCAUGUUACCAUUGAUACAUUUUCCGGGUUUCUUCAUGCCACUUUACAAACGGGUGAAGCCAGUAAGCAUUGUAUUGCCCAUGUUCUUAAGUGCCUUGCUAUUAUGGGCCAACCAAAAAUUAUUAAAAUUGAUAAUGGUCCAGGUUAUACUGGCAAAAUGUUUCAAACCUUUUGUGCAAGACUACAAAUUUGUCACAAAACUGGUAUUCCUUAUAAUCCUCAGGGACAAGGCAUUGUUGAACGCAGCCACCAAACACUAAAACAUCAAUUACUUAAAAUAAAAAAGGGGGAAUUAUAUCCCUCCUCUCCACAAAACCAGCUAAAUCAUGCUUUGUUUGUUUUAAAUUUUUUAACUCUCGAUAUUCAAGGGAAAUCUGCGGCACAAUGACUGUGGGGAGCGGUUCCUGCUCGACGCCCUAUGGUAAAAUGGAAGGAUCCUUUUACUAAUGUAUGGGCUGGCCCUGAUCCGGUUUUGAUAUGGGGGAGAGGCCAUGUUUGUGUUUUUCCACAGGAUGCCGAGGCGCCACGCUGGCUCCCGGAAAGGCUGGUACGCGCGACGGAGGAAAUCAGUGAUAAAAGGCAUGAAACAGAUGCAGCUUCAGGACAAGACACCUCUACCGACGACACAGCAAGUCCAGCAAUUGAUCCAACAUGCUAAUCACAUUGCUAAUACUACAGAUCAUCCACAGACAUCAUUAAUGUUCUUAGUAGUUGGCCUGGCUUGCUCCAUCGCUGUUACACCAGUCCCGGGAGCAAGAGGGAACGUCUUUUUAUCUUGGGCACAGUCCUAUGCUGAAUUUUAUAAUUCAUCUGAUUGUUGGGUAUGUAGUGCUAUGCCGCUGUCAGUGGGAAGCCUCCCAUGGUGGGUAGCCCCCUUACAAACAAAAGAUUUUUCAGCAGUUUGUGAUUUUUUAAGGCAACAAAAAGAAAUAUAUUCCAUGCUAAAAUCCCAAAAUGUUUCAGCUCUUGCAUGGUGUUCACAGUCUGAUUGUAACAGUGAGGUUAUAUUUGAUGUUAAUGUAACUAAUAUGGAAGCUAUGGACAUUUACCUUCAUGAACUAAAUUUUACUAAAAAGAAUGGAAAAGGAGGACGCGACAGAACUGUUCGAUUUCAAGAUAAAUUUUAUCAAAUAUGGGACCAAUUUAUGUGGAUGACACCUGAAACUGGACAAUUGAUAAAUUCAGCCGACAUUUGCUGGGAACAAAAGGAACAAAGAUGUGGCUACAAUCAUAUGAACUUAUCCAACAAGGACUGGAGGUAUAUGGGAAAAAUUGCACCAAGAUUAUGUAAACAAAUUGUGGAUGUUACUUUUGAUUGUAAUAAGCCUUUUAGUUGGCCCGGUUCUGAUUGGAAUAACCCUGGUUUACGAUGGUCUGCACCUAAUGGCACUAGAUGGUUGUGUGGAAAAAAUGUUUGGCCUUGGUUACCUGUGGGAUGGGUUGGUCGUUGUACACUUGGUUUUGUCAUGGCUCCGGGAAGGAUUGUGAAAACUGUUGAUAGUGUCCCAGCUAACUUACCCAAUUUGCAUGCUCGCUGGGGAAGAUCUGUAUUUGAUUGGUAUGAUUAUUUGGCAUCUAUAUUUAUACCUCCAUUGGGUAAUAUAGAUAUAAUGACUAAAGUUGAUGCGCUGACCAAUUUUACCCAAAAGGCCCUGUUAGAUGUAAGACGGGCUAUUGAGGAUUUAAAUGAGGAGCAAAAACAAAUGAGAAAAGCUGUUAUACAAAACAGGAUGGCUUUGGAUAUUAUUACUGCUGCACAAGGAGGAACGUGCGCCAUUAUAAAAGUGGAAUGUUGUGUGUUCAUACCUGAUUUAUCUGAGAAUGUAUCCCGAGCUGUUGAAGACAUACAAAGACAAGUUAAGGCGAUGGAUCAUCCUAAAUCACCCCUUUUUUAAUCAAUUUAUAGGAUGGUUUAAGACUGAUUGAUGAAAACAUGCUUUUGUGAUUGUUGUUGUAAUAUUGAUCAUUUUGUGUUGCGGCCCUUGUAUGGUUCAAUGUCUAUCUGAUUUUAUAACUCAACGAAUGCUGAUGUUUACCCAAAUCACUUUUAAAAAAAAAUUAUUAGAAUAACGCCUUUUCCUUGACCUCUCCGUAGCUUAUUAGUCCUAAAAUAAAAAAGGGGGAGCUGCGGGGAGCCACCUCAUAACCUGAGGGCUGAAAGCAAAGACAAAAGGCCUAAAAACCCUAAAGUGCUGGAAGCAAGGCUCUGGGAAUGAUCAAAGAGACAUUCCCUGUCCCGCCACCCCGAGAGUUAAUAAAGAUAUAUAGCCACCAGAUGUUUUUCUUUAAGAUGUUCUGCUUCAGAGAGGUUAAGGAAUUUAGGUAAAUAGGAUCUAGUUUAUGGCCAGAGUGAUAAGGAUCUUAAAAGCUAUAGUUAAAAUGUUUUGCUAGAAAUUGUAAACCUUAAAGAUUGAGACAUUUGUCUUUUACAACUGGACAUGUAGUAAAUUAAUAAAAGUAGAAAUAGUAUAUAAGUAGCUUGAAAAAUAAAGCGGGCAGCAACUUUUAGCCUAGCGUCUUGCAGGCUUGAAGUGCGUCCCUCUUGACCCCA